AUGCAAACACUUUUCCUCUUUGCCUUAUGUGAAGUGGCUGUCUUGGAACCCAUCAUGAAUAAAAAGUAUUUUCCAGAAUAUACUGACUAUUUUGCCCAUGAUCCUGAGCAGAAGUGUAAAGUUGGGGACGUAGUUUUAAUAAAAGAGCUUCCAGAACAGAUGACCUCAAAGGAUAUUACCCACUCUCUCAUUAAGAUUGUGUAUCCCUAUGGAGAUAUCACAGAUCCAAUCACUGGCAAAAAGUGUGUCGUUGGUAACUACAGAGAUCACAUGAAGUUGCGCAGUGAAUUAUAUGGAAAAGCAGAAGGCAGUGAUGGUGGAUUUGAUUAUGAUAAUGCUCCUGACAGGUGGCAAGAAAAUAGGAAAGACUUUACCCACAAGGUAAUGCUUUAUAAUUUUAGUUAUUCCUUAUCACUAGUCGGAUUUUAUUCUUAA
Molecule: messenger RNA, 435 nt
Organism: Macrobrachium nipponense
Lineage: Eukaryota; Metazoa; Arthropoda; Malacostraca; Decapoda; Palaemonidae
Product: small ribosomal subunit protein uS17m-like
Biological process (GO): mitochondrial translation
Cellular component (GO): ribosome; mitochondrial small ribosomal subunit
Molecular function (GO): structural constituent of ribosome
Source: RefSeq, a predicted model, not a curated record